CAUGUUUGCAGGACAAGACCAGAGUCCGGCCCCACGUCAGAAUGGACGGACGCGGCAUCAGCCUCGCCGCAGACGACACGUCCAUGAGCUGACACGUGAAGUUUUGCUUGGCCACAGUGACGCGGCAAGCGGAUCUUGUUGCACUGCCUUGUUUUGACACGCUCCAGCCACAGUGGCACCAGCUCUCCACAUUCAACACAUAUACAACGCCAUUUUACUCUGCACAUUGAUCGCUUUCACAAACUUCGACAAAGGAGACGACAGCAAUGGCUCAGCAUCAAGGCUACCGCAGCGUCGCCUAUUUCGUGAACUGGGCCAUCUACGGAAGAAAUCACCAACCGCAAGACAUUCCCGCCGACAAGCUCACUCAUGUGCUUUACUCGUUUGCCAACGUCAGGCCGGACUCGGGAGAAGUGUACUUGACAGACCCAUGGUCGGACACUGACAAGCACUAUCCCACCGAUUCCUGGAACGACACGGGCAACAACGUCUACGGCUGCAUCAAACAGCUCUACCUCCUGAAGAAGAGAAACCGCAACCUAAAGAUCAUCCUCAGUAUCGGCGGCUGGACAUACUCGAGCAACUUUCCACAGCCUGCAUCCGCACAAUCGGGACGUUGCACGUUUGCCCAAAGUGCUGUGCGCCUCGUCAAAGACCUUGGCUUGGACGGUCUGGAUAUCGAUUGGGAGUACCCAAAGAGCGACGCCGAAGCGGAUGACUUUGUCAAACUGUUGCAGGAAUGUCGCAAGGAACUCGAUAAUUACUCUGCCACGUUACCAAACCGACCGCACUUUCUCCUGACGAUCGCCUGCCCUGCUGGCGAGACCAAUAUCAGGUGGCUCAAGUUGCGCGAGAUGGAUCAGUGCUUGGACUUCUGGAACCUGAUGGCAUAUGACUUUGCCGGCUCGUGGGAUUCUUCAGCUGGGCACAUGGCCAAUAUCUUUCCCUCAGCCCAUACUCCGCAAAGUACACCAUUCAGCACCGAUCAGGCUGUACAACGAUACGUGAACGGAGGAGUACCACGCAGUAAGCUCGUACUGGGCAUGCCGCUCUACGGUCGUGCGUUCCAAAACACAGACGGCCCAGGAACUCCAUUCAACGGGGUCGGUGAAGGAAGCUGGGAGAAUGGAGUCUGGGAUUACAAGGUAAGUACGCUCAACUGCGAGGGGUUCCAUAUCUCUUCUCUUCUUGCCCCUCCGAUCGAACAACAACCUCUCCUGAUGAUAAGAGCAAAACACCAAGCCUACCAUCUCAUCGAGACGAAUGACACAACCCCAAAGCCCUCCAGCCGCGGCGGUCGUGCAUUCCACUUCUCAUGAGGCACCAAAUGGAGGCAAUGGGCGGGACUAUCAAAGUCCAAAAAUUACUUGAUCUAAUCUGAACCUCCCCAAUACCAACAUCGAACCAACCCAAACCCCCAGGUCUUCUCACCUCAACCUAAACUAACUUUUCCACCCACCAAUUCUAGUCCCUCCCUCGCCCAAACGCACAAGUCCACCACGACCCGCAAACAAUCUCCUCCUGGUGCUACGAUCCCGCAACCCGAACCAUGGUCUCCUACGACACUCCGGCCGUGGCCGCGCAAAAAGUCGAAUACAUUAAGCAAACUGGCCUGGGAGGUGCAAUGUGGUGGGAAACGAGCGGGGACCAUCCAGCGACACAGGAUAACAGUUUGAUUAAUGUUACAGUGCAAGGGCUGGGUGGGUAUGAAGGAAAACAUAUGGAGCGGCAGGAGAAUGUCUUGGAAUAUCCGGAGAGUAAGUAUGAUAAUCUGAGAGGUGGGAUGCCCGGAGAAUAGCGGCAGGGUUGUUUUUGAGGCAGUGAGUAGGAGGUAGAAUCAGAGGCAAAAGCGUGUGAAGGUGAAUUCAGUCCGAAUUGAAUUGUCCGAGAUGUUUCUUGAAAAAGGCACCAUGUUCUCUCUAUAUGCUGCUCUCUUGCUUCAAAUUAUGCAUAUUACAGUCCGACAUUACUCUCAUGAGCCCAUUUACAGCUAAAUUCAGCCUGUACUGUGCCAAUAGACAGUGCUUCUCGCCAUGGCCAGCAACUGGCCAUGCAUGUUGUCCUCUUCACCUCUUCAUACUCGGUGCAUACCGUGCGCAUCCGUAAGUUGACGAUCAACAGACCGCUC
Molecule: messenger RNA, 2128 nt
Organism: Cercospora beticola
Lineage: Eukaryota; Fungi; Ascomycota; Dothideomycetes; Mycosphaerellales; Mycosphaerellaceae
Source: RefSeq, a predicted model, not a curated record